AUGAUAUAUGUCAUACAGCAAUUACACUGGAAACUUGAUCUAGCAAGCCUUCUUCUAACUGGGCUUGCAGACUUUUAUAUUGAAGAGCACGUCAAUCCAAUUGUUAUAAUAUAUGCAGCCUUUUGCAUUGCAGCUGCUGACUUAAUCUUUGCCUUGGCUAAGACAAUCAUUGUGGAUGAAAGAUUUAACAAAGUUAUUGCUAAUAUACUCGUUCCUCAAUUCAUUGAGAAGAGGCCUCUUAGGGAGGUAGAUCAGUUUAAAAGAGAUGCAAAGAUGAAUGAGAUCUUAGCAGAAGUGAAUUUUAAAUUAGAGAAGAGGCUCAAGACUAACUACGUAUUCCAGAAUACGAUGCAGAUGGUAGAUAAGUAUAAUACAUUGAUUAGUGAAUUUGAUGAGAGGUAUCAAAGGUAUUAUAAGAAAGAGCCUAUCGAAGCGAUCAAGGGAUUCGAUAAGAUGAUGUGCAUUGCAAGAAAUAUCACGGAGGAGGACGUGAAUUUUCAGUAUAGCAAUAUGUUUAGUUCUGAAACUUAUCAGGAGUAUUUAAGAAGACCCAAUGUCGUAAAUGAGGAGCCGAUAAAUGAUAGGCGUACUACUGAAGGAAGGAGACCUACCUGA
Molecule: messenger RNA, 615 nt
Organism: Priceomyces carsonii
Lineage: Eukaryota; Fungi; Ascomycota; Pichiomycetes; Serinales; Debaryomycetaceae
Exons: 1
Coding region: 1-615 (204 amino acids)
Source: RefSeq, a predicted model, not a curated record